Pyrenophora tritici-repentis Pt-1C-BFP is the source of this 741-nucleotide messenger RNA. The record is from RefSeq and is a predicted model, not a curated record. NCBI's taxonomy places the organism in Eukaryota, Fungi, Ascomycota, Dothideomycetes, Pleosporales, Pleosporaceae.
AUGUUAUCAAACCCCCACACCCAACAUGCCAAAACCUGGCCUUGCGUCAACAUAUCGACAGCACCAACGACACCAACUUUCUCAGCACUGGACUGGGGAGUCGAACCACAAAAACAGCAGAAACACCAUAACCCCCGGGUAUACCCCACGAAAACUGCGAAAACGGUGAUAGAACCACUAGUACACGAAAACCAGAUAUCCAGCCAACAACAACACCACCAGUACCUUAACAAGCCCGUCGAAGUCACAGGAGAACCACCCCCAACCCAGCAAACCAAAACCCGCAAACGCUCCCUAGCCAUCUCCCUCCCCCUCCCCCUCCCCGCUUCCCUCGCCCAACCUCUCUUAUCACCCACAUCAUCCAGCUCCAGCCCCACAAGCCCUUACCACACGCAGGCCCUCAAGAUGCUCGCUCAUGUCCAGCAGCGCCAGCAGCGCAUCCACCAGGAUAUACGUAACCCACGGCCGGGGAAUUUACCUCAGUUGGGCAAGUAUGGGUGGAAGAAUUUGGAGAGGAUGGUUGUGGGGUUUCCGGGGGUUUGGGAGUGGUUGGGUGGUGUGGUUGAGUUUGGGGAAGGGGAGGGGGAAGGGGAGGAAGGAGAUGGUGAAGAUGAAGAGGGCGGAGAGUCCGAUAAGGGGGGUAAACGCGAGGCAGAAGAUGCGGAGGAAGAAGAAGAAGAGGGAGAGGGAGAUGGUGAGGGGGAAGAGGCGGAGAAGGGGAAUACAUGGGAUUUCGAAUAA